Molecule: messenger RNA, 5314 nt
Organism: Ictalurus punctatus (channel catfish)
Lineage: Eukaryota; Metazoa; Chordata; Actinopteri; Siluriformes; Ictaluridae
Gene: map3k19
Product: mitogen-activated protein kinase kinase kinase 19
Exons: 14
Coding region: 364-4434 (1356 amino acids)
Biological process (GO): protein phosphorylation
Molecular function (GO): protein binding; protein kinase activity; ATP binding
Source: RefSeq, a predicted model, not a curated record
GAAAAAAUAAAACCCCUUUAACUCAACACAAAGGAAGCCGUGAGACUGAAUCUGAGAUCACUGUUGAUCUCUAGCACCAACGUCUCCAUAGGAACAGGCUGUAAACUCAACGCGCAGAGCAAAACAAGCACAGGGGAACAAUGAAGACUAAUAACGCUUAAAAAUAUAUGAACGCUCACAUAUGACUGCAUCAUUUCUGUGCUCCAUAUAUUGAUAUUCUUCUGCAUGGACAGCUGCUGAGCGACUGGGUUGAGAGCAGAAUUACAUGCACACCUUUGAAAUUAUGGCGAGAGGACUGUGAAUAGACCAAAGCCACUCCUUCUCCGUCAGCAUCUGAGUUCAUGCAACUCCAAGGACUACAGCAUGAAGACGGAGGGAAGAAAUAUUGUGGAUCUGCUAUUGAAGGGGGAGUUGGAAGCAGUGACACGAGGACUGGAGAAUGGACUUUACUCCUGGGAAGAGCUGGACCAGCCUCACAAUGCCCAGGGCUCCACUCCUCUUAUCAGUGCCUGUCAGAUGGGCCUUGACAUGGUCAUGCAUUUCCUUUUGGAAAGAGGAGCAGAUGCAACACUGUGCAACUACAGCAAUCAGACAGCGCUACAUGUCAGUCAGCCCGACCUACAGAAGGAGCUGUUGGCUGCCAUGUUGAGACCUUUAGUCUACCGUGCUCAGUUCUUAGAGGUUGCCUGGAGAGGGGAUAUUCACGCCCUACAGCACCUGCUGUUUGAGAAAGAUUCGGUGGACGUGAACAUCCAGAACCAGAAUGGGCUGACCCCACUGAUGCUGGCAGUGAGGGAUGUGGAUCUGUUUGAGGGGUUUAAGAGCAUCAUGGGAUGGGACUAUGAUCCUACCAAAGUAGUGAAGACGCUGCUGGCUCAGUCUGCAAACAUGGACAUCCAAGACCAAAAGAGCUGCACCGUUCUUACCUAUGUCUCUCAGAUCAAGAGCUCAGUGAAAGAUCAGCUGCUCCAGAUCAUUUUGGAGCAUCAAACUCAGUCAGUGCCUACACAUCUGGGGCCAGAGUUUCAUUUUCCUGCAGAACAUUCCUACAGCCUCUCUUCUCCACACAUGUUCUCGACUUUGGCCAACGAGAGAGAUGUAAAGGAACCAUAUGCAUAUAUUGCUGUCCAAGAAAACCACGAAAACUUCCAUCAAGAUAAGAUCAUUGCCUUGUGCUUGCAAAGUGCCAUGGAGCCCAAGAUGAACAGCAAGGAAACUGGGUGGACAACAUUACCGAGCCUGAGGGACAGGAAUAAAUGUUGGACCAAAUUUGGCAUCCUGUAUCCCACCUGUGAUGUUCUAAUGAAAACAUCCUUAGUACCUAUACCUCCAAGGCUCACAGAGAAAACCAAAGCCAUUCUCGAGACUCCUCUAGUACCACAUUUCUCUCAGCUUAGCCAGUCUGCGCCAAGCCUGGCCCUCCUUGAUGCAAGCUUUCUACUACAAGUACGGACCAAUAUACACAACAGGCUAAGUACCAGUGAUGAACAUGAAAAAAAGGAUCCACUCCCUAUUUCAUGCUCACGCACUCCAAAACAUUUGGCUCCACUUGACCAACAGUACCGGGACAGGCACGUGCUUUCAAACUGCCAGUGUCCGCUGUUACCAAGGCCGACCAGCCUCUUAUCUAUUGGCUCCAAAGUAAAGAGAGAGAGGUUCUCCAGACUGAGCUCCAGAGGAUCAAGAGGCACAGGAAGGGGCAGUGAGGAGAGCAGCUAUAGCAGUCAAAGUUCUCUGGAUGAAGAGGAAGAAAACAACCCUCAGGACACAGCGCAGAUGUUUGGGACCAUACAGAGAGAACCACAUAUCGACUUAAUGCCCCCUUCAUCUGCUCAACAACCUAUACAUUCUGGGAUUACAGAACACAUUAAUUCAAAUAAACCCGUGGCUACGAAAUCUAAACUCACGAGGAGUCAAAAGCUUGAGGCACAGAUGACGAGGAACUCUGUGAAAGAAUCUUCCAAAAUAGUGAAACCUUUUGAGAGGAUUUUAGACACACAACAAAAAACUGAAGCUCUGGAUGUGUGUGAGGAGAAUAGGACAAUACACACAGCGGACAUUCCGAAAAUGAACAAAAUUGUGGAAUUAAUAAGGUCUCUCUCAAAUGAACAUGAUGAACCUAAAGACACGGUUACAGACACCAGACCUGCACCUGGAGAUGGACACAACAGCUCUUUUGAGCAACACCAUGUCUCUCCUGUAAAUAUCGCGAUACAUCCCACUCCAGUUGAAACCAGCAAAGCCAGUAGGACGUCUAGAGCUGAGGAAAUACAAUGCAGAUCUUCUCAUACUAGCCAAACAAUUAACAUCUUGGACCAAAUAAAUGCAAGACAGGACUACGAUAAGCCCAAAAGGAAUAGAAGGGAUCAAUCAUCACAAGUUAUAAUUAACGAAAUGGGACUCAUAGGUAACGUUAUUAGUGAGGAUACCAGCAAAAAAUUGGACUGGCCAAAGACAUCACCUAUAAAACUUGGUCCCAAUCUCAAGGAUGCGCCCUUGAACAGGAGGACUCUAGAGUCUCCGCAUCAAGUAGGAAGGCUGAGUGGGACAAAAAAGAUAUCAAAUAAACCCCAAAGUCAAAAGCAACUUCUCAAUCGGGACACAAAGAAGACAACAAGGCAAGCUAAAAGGUCGGGAAUUUUAGGGACACAAAGAACAAAAUCAUCUCCGGACUACGUCAGUUAUAGGGACAUGUUUCUGGAAAUCCGUCAGGCAGAUGAAGGACCAGCUAUUUUUGAAAUGUUUGCCACCCCAAUAUACGAAAACCUUAGAGCAGGCACUUCUGUAGACAGGCCCAAGCAGGUUCAGUCUGCCGCUCAAUUUAAGAGACAACUAAGUAGACAACAGAAAGCUCAAAAACCUGUGGAAGGUAACAGGAGGAAACAGAAAUGCACGACUUCUAAAGGUAAACAACGCAAGAAGAAGGAAAUCCAACCACCUGAGCGACAAAGCCACGAUCAAGCUAUUGAUUCAAAACAGAAUAAUGCCAGUGUAAUUCCUGGCACUGAGGGAAACAAACAGGUAAGGAAGCAUGAACUUCUCACCACUGAGGAAGAUGAGAGGCAUGACUCAGACGUAAGAUUACAGACUGAAUGUAGUCCUGUGCUGUCAAUGAUCAGAGAAGUUCCUUCAGAUACAGAUAUAAGGAUAGCCUUCCCUAAUCAGCAAGUUUUAUCCAGCUCAUUUCAGUCACACAGAACACCCUAUCUUAGCAUGCAAUUCUUACAACUAAAAACAGGAGAUCGUAACAAUAAUAAAAGGGAUGCAAUCUCAAAUGAAAUUGAGAACUCUGUUGCAGUUCAGCUCCCAGCACAACCCUUGAUCAAUACGUGGACAACUGACAGCACAAAGUCACCUGUAUACCAGAGGUUUUUAGAUGAAGCGGGCGAGGGGCCUGUUACGGAUGAUUUGCUGAAACGUUUGGCAGAAGAAUUAAUUUCGCUGGAAGAAAGAGAGGUGGAGACUCUAAAGCCUGACAACCCAGAAAUGACAAAUGAUGCUCCAUCAAAAUUCAAGGAAAUUUUUAGUGAGGUUACUCCUUUGGACAAUCUGCUUUGUAUGGAGAGGUCCGGUGUAGACGACACAAUCACAUGGACCAAAGGAGAAAUUCUAGGCAGAGGGGCCUAUGGAACUGUGUACUGCGGACUCACGAGUCAAGGCCAGUUGAUUGCGGUCAAGCAGGUGACGCUGGAUGUCUCUAAUUCAAAGACAGCAGAGAAAGAGUAUGAUCGGCUGGAGAGAGAGGUAGACCUUCUGAAAAACAUUCAUCACCAAAACAUAGUGGGGUUCCUGGGCACAGCUCUUUCCGGCAACAUAGUCAGCAUUUUCAUGGAAUACAUCCCAGGAGGCUCAAUCUCCAACAUCCUCAAUCGCUUUGGUCCCUUACCUGAGAAGGUGUUUGCCCUCUACACCCACCAGAUCUUAGAAGGUGUGGUUUACCUUCAUGACAACAGAGUAAUCCACAGGGACUUGAAAGGGAACAACAUUAUGCUUAUGCCCAGUGGCAUCAUCAAACUGAUUGAUUUUGGCUGUGCACGUCGCCUUAAUUGCUUGACGCACAGCGGAAGCCGUAGUGAUUUCUUAAAGUCUGUGCACGGUACGCCCUACUGGAUGGCUCCUGAAGUGAUCAAUGAGACUGGCCAUGGUAAGAAAUCAGAUAUCUGGAGCAUUGGGUGUACAGUCUUUGAGAUGGCCACAGGAAAGCCACCACUGGCACAUAUGGGCAAGAUGGCAGCUCUCUUCUAUAUUGGGGCCCAAAAGGGUUUAAUGCCAUCACUACCUGAUGACUUCUCUGAAGAAGCUAAAGAGUUUGUGCAAGCAUGCUUGAUCAAUGACAAGAAACAGAGACCAUCCGCAGCAGAUUUAUUAAGGCAUCCUUUUGUCCAUCAUCUCCGCCAGUCUACGAGUAGCAAGCCUUCAAAUGUUCACCAUUAAGUUCAUCAGAAAAAGUCUUCGUAAGAGGAAAAUCUCUAAUGUGUGCCAACGUGGUUUGACUAGAUUCAAGUUUACCAUGUGAAUCUAUGUUAAUGCUGGUGGUCAUGUAGGACAGUUUCUCAUCUUCUGCUUUUAGACUAAAUUAAUGUAAACAGUCGAUUGUUACACACAUGAUCUUCUAGAAAGUGUCUGCAUGCUAAAAUCUUACAAUGAAUCUUACGGGCUUGCCUGAACUAUAGAAUACAAUAUUGCUUUUUCACAAAAUGACCAAAAUAAAGUUGCGAUUACUAACCCGCAGAGCAUUCACAGAAUUCAUAACCGAGUAUCCAUCACAACUUCUCUCAAAUCCCACAUGACCGAGUAAAGCCAUGCAAGAAACUCAUUGAAAUCAAAGACAGAGGCUGAGGUUAAUGUAGUGGAAACCAUGUGAUUUAUUGUUGCGAGUCUAAAUGAAAUGAGGAUGGGAACAAAAUAAUCUAAAUGUGAAGAUUUGCACUUGCCUUGCUCAAUCAUCUGUAUUUCAGUGACAAAGUAAAAUACUUCACAAAUUGCUUGCUGCACACAGAAAAAAAAUCUGAAUGCACAUACCGAAAAGAAAAAAAAAAAAAGAUCUAUGGAAGAAACAGAUCACUGAAAGACUGAACACUGAUCAAACAGGUCUGGUCAGCUCUUAUCCAACGUUAAUUAUUCAAACAUAUUUGUUAUUGAUUUACAGCUUUGUACAAGUAGGCUACAGAGUCAAGCCAAGAAAGGUUUUUAAUGCACUUCACAGCAAAGGUUAUGUAAACUUCAUAGUACUAUACUUGUCCUUAUUUGAUAUUUAUUUCUCUUUUUUUCUGAGGCACAGCCUUUGGCAUCCAGCUUAAGUUCAUCUUGGAGG